GUGAGGACCGGAGGAGAAGCGGGGCGGCCUGGGCGGCUCUCCGGGGGGCUCGGCCGUCGCCAUUUUGUUCGCGCCGGGCUGCCGGCGAGGCGGGAACGGACGGGGUUCGCCCGGCUCCUCCCCCGCUGGGGCGGAGAGGCGGGGACGGAGUGCGGCCGGGCCGGUGGGGGUGGCGGCGCUGAGCCGAGCGUGGCCCGGCGAUGUCGGCGUUCUCAGAGGCGGCGCUGGAGCGGAAGCUGUCGGAGUUGAGCAACUCGCAGCAAAGCGUGCAGACCCUGAGCCUGUGGCUCAUCCACCACCGCAAGCAUUCGGCGCUCAUCGUCAGCGUGUGGGAGCGGGAGCUGCGGAAAGCAAAACCAAAUAGAAAGCUGACAUUCCUGUACUUGGCCAAUGAUGUCAUACAGAACAGCAAAAGGAAAGGACCAGAAUUUACGAAAGACUUUGCUCCAGUAAUAGUGGAGGCUUUUAAGCAUGUUUCAAGUGAGUCUGAUGAGAGUUGUAAGAAACACCUUGGCCGAGUGCUUUCUAUCUGGGAAGAAAGGUCUGUUUAUGAAAAUGAUGUAUUAGAACAACUUAGGCAAGCUUUGUAUGGAGACAGAAAGGUGAGAAAGCGCACAUAUGAACAGAUAAAAGUUGAUGAAAAUAACUGUUCACCUCGAAGUUCUCCCACUGACCCUCCACAGACCACAGAUCUCAUUAGAGCAUUACAAGAACUAGAAAACGCUGCCUCUGGGGAUGCAGCAGUUCAUCAGAGAAUAGCUUCUUUGCCUAUAGAGGUCCAAGAUGUGUCCCUGUUAGACAGAAUAACAGAUAAGGAAUCUGGAGAGCAACUUUCCAAAAUGGUAGAUGAUGCAUGUAUGUUGCUGGCGGAUUACAAUGGCAGGUUGGCAGCUGAAAUAGAUGAUAGAAAACAGCUGACUCGAAUGUUGUCGGACUUUCUCCGAUGUCAAAAAGAAUUCCUUGCAGAGAAAGAACAUAAGCUGGAAGAGUACAAACGCAAGCUUGCCAGAGUGUCCCAAGUACGGAAAGAACUCAGGUCCCGCAUCCAGAACCUGCCAGAUCUCUCUCGACUUCCCAACGUCACGGGCAGCCACGUACACCUGCCGUUUGCAGGAGACAUCUACAGCGAUGACUGAUUACAAGAACAUCCUUCUAUAACCUCUACUUUUCUGUGAAAUGAGGGGUAGGUCAGACUGAUUGGUACUCUUGUAGUAAUAUUUUUGUAUAUGGUUGGAGAGUGUCAGUAAAAAUACUCUAAUAAUUUAUAAAAAAUGGUUUAAAAAGUUGAUUUGUUUACUAUUUUAUUGGCAAGUGAACAUAAGGGUACAUUUAUAAAAGUGGCAUCUGUGUCUAUUACAUUGAAGUAUGGGUAAUUAUCUUAUCUUUUGUACAGAUUUUAGUUGGGUGCCCUGUAAAAAAAAAAAAAGCUAAGAUUUUUCUUAUGUACCCUAUAUUUAAUGUAAAACAACAUAUAAUCAACACAUACUUCUAACUAGAGACAUUUCAGUUGAUACUGUGGGAGUGGAGUGAAAAGUGGAAAUCACAGGCUUAUGUUUGCAAGAAGGUUGAUGCAAUUUAAUGCAAGGUUAAAAGUGAUCUUACAGUCCAUUACAUUUAAAUUACCAACUCCCAACACAAAUCAGGUGGGGGCUUUUUUGAAGUAAAUGUUACUAACCAAUUUUGUAUUGGAAAACAUAAAUCAUGUUACACUGAGCAGAUCUUUAAGUGACUCAAAAUAUUGCAACAUUUUAGUAUCAUUUAAAAGGCAGCAUAAGAAACUAUGCAGUCAACCAGUUUAAUUGUUUCAAAAUUGUGUCUUUCUUUUUACAGCUGCUUAGUUUCUAAAUUGAGGGACCAUUCAUUUGUAGUCUAAUCCCUUUCUGGAACAUCCGUCACCAUCUAAAAAGGUUAAUCUGAGAAAUGUGAAGCCAUUUUACAGCUUUAAUUAAACUGAAAGGUCAUUCUCUAAACUGUCCCAACUGUUAAAUGUCCAUUAUUAAAAUUUGACGAUGCUGUGUAGCAUCCAUCCGUGCAGCAGCGCGAUGAUACAGCUGUGCUGUACAUCCUCUUCCACUGAGAAACCCCGGAGGCCAGCAGGACAUGCAGCCCCACACCUCCACCCGCUCCAGCAAACAUUUCUAGAUCUUGAUCGUCUUUUCUCACAGAACAGGAGGAGACAGCUCAGGCCCGUGUGUAAGUUAAACUGUAGAAAAUUAUUGCCGAGUGUCUGUUUUUCAGGAAGUCCUUUGCGUGGCACAGGUGUGGUAUUUGCCUACAGGUGGCUGAAUUUGUGAAAAGUCCUUGUUAUUAUACUAUGCACCAGCUUUUAAGUUCACGUAAAGAUACAGACGGGCAUCUAGCAGAUUGCCAGAAAGUUUAGGCUUUUCAGUCCAUCGGAAUGAGGCACGUAAUUGUUGAGAAGUGAUUUACAAAAUGCCUGCCUGUACCUUUGGCAUUUAGAUGACCUUAAAAACCUAAGCUGCAAGUGUUUUCAGUUGGAUAUAUCAUCAGAGUAUCUAAUGGUAGCAUUUUGUUCUUGGGUUUGCACUUGCCAGGCAUUGUUUUGCAUCAGUUAAGUUCAUAGUUUACAAGUUUAACACCCUGCUCAUGUGAAAGCAAUUAAAAAAAUAAGUAAAUAAAUAAAUCUAUUCUUCCUUUUCAAAAACCAUAAUGAUUCAAAAUAGUCCUUGAGUGAAAUUGUUGAAGAUGGUCAUCUGUCACUUGCUAUUGACUUCUACAAGGCUAAUCGCUAGAAUACUUGCUGGAUGUGAAUGGAGAAUAAUCUUUAAAAUAGAUACACUUGGACAUUAGCACCUCAGUCCAAUUAUCUUUUCUCGUGGAAGUUGCCAUCAAUUAGACCUCAGAUAAGCAGGAAAACCCCCCACAAGAUAAAAAUACAAGCUUUUGACAUAGCAUUCCGUAGUAUGCAAUGUAGAAUAUUAAUUUCAUCAAAAAUUUGGCCUGACAGAGAGGAAUCCUGAAAAUAGUUCAUGAGAGCUCACUAACUGUCCAAAGAUUUGCAAGUUUCGAGUGGCAAUUUUCCACUCCAUAGGAAAAGAGCUAAGUAUAGUGGAUCCAGAGGAAUGUUUCUUUAAGUCUAAUGUGUAAAAUUAAAAAACACUUAAUGGCAUCUUUUCAGCAUAGAUUCUUGAUAAGAAAAUGUUCAGGUACAGUUUUCAUAUUUUAAAUAUUUAUGUUCUAGUAUGUUAGAUUAAGCUCAUGAAUUUAUAUAUGCAUGUGUGUGCAUUACAAUGGCAGUUUAUGUUCAGUCUUGCUCAAGAAUAGCACCAAAUUUCUGAUAAAUAACAAAAAAUCUUAAUCCAUUAAGAAUUAUAAAACAAAUAUUAAAACAAGAAGGAUAAACAGUGAAGUCAUGGUUGAAUCCCAUCUAUGGAAAACUUAAUUUGUAGCCAGAGGUGAUUGUAAGUGCAGCGGUGUGGCUUGUAUAGGAUCUGAGUCUCGGAUACUCAAAACCAUAGGGAAUUAAGCUUAAGCUGUCUUUUGCUACGUUAAUUAAAAAUAAUUAGAAUAAUAAAGCCAAAUGCUGAAUUUCCUUCAUCUCUCAAGAGUAUUAAAAAAGACACUUCACUAGAUUUCUUUUUUGUAUUCAUAACUUUUAGUGAAAAUGUUGCUUAUCUACAGAUAAUGUAGACCUGAUAAAAGAAUGAGGAAAAAUCUCAACUUCUUGAUGUACAUAAGUUUUAAUUUUGAGAGAGUGCUAUUUUCUGGAUAUAUUUUUCUUUAUUGUGAAAUUGUUUACUUCAAGGAAUAUUUCAUAGGUGGGUUUUUGGAAAUGAUCUCCCAACAUUUGUUAGGAAAGGAGGACUUGUGGAAGGUAAAGGUCACUCUUACAGCAAGUGUCAUAUAUUAGUGGCUGAAUGGUACAUUGUUUUUUAUUUAUAUGGGAAAGGCAUCAGUUAUCAACUAGUUAGAAGAUUUAUAUUGUGACUGUAAUAAUAUAGCAGGAGAUAACAUGGUACAAUACAAAUGCAGCCCCUUAGUAUCAAAAAUACCUCCAAAUUCUCAGGUUCCAAAGCUUAACAUAGGGACUUCUGACAUCUCAGGAAGAAAGGAGGGUGGCUGGGGGAAGGGAGAAUGCCUAGGAGCUAAAAGGGAGAACAUGCCUGAGUGGAAAUGAAAAGAAAAACAAAUGUCAGCUUUUGUCAUCACAGAAAUAACAAUGUGGAACUCUGGGCAGCACAAUGUUUUAGCUGUAGGUGGGAUUAUACAAUAAAACUGCUUUGGGGUGUUGCCACCCUGGGAAAGGAAAUGUGUGGGUGUACCCUGCUCCUCUGGUGUGACUCUACUCAAACCAGAAUGCCCACCCUACAAAAGGCACAAUUAUAAAAUAUGUGAACAUUUUUCAUCUAAUAAUAAAAGCAUAAUGAUUAGAUUAUUUGCUUCACUAUAUUGCACUUUUAAUGAGCAUUCUCUGAAAAAGCAGUGAUAAUCCUGCAGCUCUUUGCCAUAUGAGAAUGCUUACCAUUGAGGUCACUGGGACUGCUUGUAUAUUGUAGUGUUUGCAGGCUCAAUCUGUGUUUUUGCAGAAUGUUUGAAAGGUAUCGGGAAUAUUAUCCCAUUUAGUGGUUUAAAAAAUAAAUGUGAAAUCCUUAGUUACAAAAAUUACCAUCCUUAGAAACUGUGUUCCAUUACUCCUUUUGAAAAUUGAACUUCACCCUGCAGUGGCAUCAAUUUGGCCAUUUCACUCCAUUAAUGUUUGUAUUAAUAUAUUAAAACACCUCAGUUAAUCCCUAGCAACACAACCCAGACUAUGUGCUUAUUAUGUAUUUUAUCCGAGUAGGCUUCUGAAUGUUGAAAUGAGAGCUUUCAUUAUGAUAAUGUUCCUGUUUACCUCAAGUUUAUAAAGACAAUGUGUUAAGACUUCCACAGACUUAACACCGCUCUCACAAAGUCAAUGGUAACUCAGUCCAGUACUUCAGUGAUGACCUAAAAUACGUACAUAGGAUGCAGUAGCCCCCUGCACAGUUGACCAUGGGAGCCAUGGAAAUCAGACAUAGGCUUGAUUUGCCCUCUACAGAAGAGCUGGAUUUCAACCUUUUGAAAUGUAAGCAAAUAGAUUCAUGGGUGCGGGGUUUUGUCAGUGGAAAAAUUAGUGAACUAGAAAACCAGCACAUCUGAAAUUUGACGGUUGCAUUUAUAAAUAUUUAGAGCCAGUUCUGCUCAUUACUCAUGCAUAUAAUCAGUGACUAUUCCUGCAAGAAAACAAAUUCAAAUGUAUUGUCUGAAGUGGAAUUUUUUUUAACAAAUGACCAAUUUUGUCUCAGAUCCUAUUUCAGUGUGUCAUUUAUCUUGAUUAAGUAGUAAAUCUCUUCCAUCUUGUUAGUUAGAAAUCUAAUUCUGAUUUCAUCUUUACAAUAUUUAAACUAUCCUACUAAGCAUGAUGUUUUUGUGGGAAUUUGCAAAAGUUCAAUAGCACUCGUUACUUGUUUGCAACAAAAAUAGACUCAUUUGUUAAAGCUAACAAGAAAAGUUUGAAAUGUAAAGAUGUUUCAUUAUUGUGCUUUUCUGACAGAAUGUGUAAUCCUUGUGUAAUUUAUGUCCUCAAAAUAACACCUGUAUGUACGCUCUUUCAUAUUUAAUAGAAUAAAAUGUUGUAAAAACA
This is a messenger RNA of Columba livia (rock pigeon), 5623 nucleotides long. It is a transcript of the gene RPRD1A, whose product is annotated as regulation of nuclear pre-mRNA domain containing 1A. The coding region runs from base 201 to 1136 and encodes 311 amino acids. Lineage: Eukaryota; Metazoa; Chordata; Aves; Columbiformes; Columbidae. The transcript is spliced from 7 exons. Gene Ontology annotation, biological process: mRNA 3'-end processing. The record is from RefSeq and is a predicted model, not a curated record. Gene Ontology annotation, molecular function: RNA polymerase II C-terminal domain binding.